UCUAGUUAUUGAAGCUGACGUCGGCACAUGUGCACGUGCGCGGGAUACUAUCGAAUGCUCACAAAUUGACUGCCGCCAUCAAAAACAGCUCUCAUAAAACAUCACAGAUCCGUCGAGUGAGUCAUCGAUCAACUCCCAACAAACCUCGACGAAAUUACGAAAGAUUCAUAAUAUCAUUUGCUUCGUAUCAUAACAUCAAGAUGACUGAAAUGGUAGAGACAGUCGCUCAAUUUUCCCGUCUCCUAGGUGGAGGCGGAGGAGGAGAUGGAGAUGCCUAUGGAGAAGAAGAACAUUUUGGUGUCCACAUUGCCUACACGGAUCUCUAUGCAGCUCUUGUCUUCCUUGCUGCCAUCUACACCGGGGGUCUUGCAGUUUCUCGUUUCUUGGGAAUGCCCUCCUUGGUUGGCGAAAUAUUCGUGGGUAUUGCCAUGGGACCAAACCUUCUUGACUUUGUGCCUUAUGAAGAAUCCUUUGUGUUGCUUGGAGAAAUCGGACUGAUUCUCCUGGUCCUUGAAGCCGGUGUUGAUAUUGACUUGACAACCUUGAGGCUCAUUGGAAGCCGCGGUUUGGCCAUUGCCCUCGUGGGUACCUUUCUUCCCAUCCUGCUGGCCUAUGGUAUUGCCUUUGCCCUCGGGUACCGUGGUGCAGCUGCACUCGCUGCUGGCUGUACCUUUGCUCCAACUUCCCUUGGUAUUGCCAUGAAUGUCCUCCGAAGAACUGGUAUUGUCAACACUCCCGUUGGACAGCUCAUUGUUGCUGCUGCAAUUAUUGAUGACAUGGUUGCUUUGGUGAUCCUCUCUCAACUUCAAGCGUUUGCCGCAGAGGAUGCUUCAACCAUCGAUAUGGUGAUUCCUAUUGUCAGCGCCAUGGGAUUCCUUGUAGUUGGAGGAGCCCUUGCUGUAUUCGUCCUGCCCAAGUUCCUCAACCGUUUCAUCCUGGACCCAAUUGGUCAACCAGGGGACCCCAACCGAGACUGGACGUCCAUGGCCAUUAUGCUCAGUCUUCUGCUGGCUUUAGUUCCUUUGACCUACUAUUGCAAGGCUUCUCCACUCAUGGGUGCCUUCAUUGCUGGUCUUGUCUUUUGCUCAGAUCAUGGAACCCACCACAUGUUUGUCCAUCAAUUCAAGCGUGUCAUGCAAUGGCUAUUGCGGAUCUUCUUUGCUGCCAGUAUUGGUUUCCAAGUCCCAUUUGGAAAGUUCGGGAAUCCCAAAGUCUUGAUGCAAGGAGCCUUCUUCACUCUUGCACUCUUGGGAAAAGUUGGUGUUGGUUUUAUGGUCCCGAAUUUCCAAUUGGGGACCCGUCGCUUCAAAAUGACACAUCUCCGUGAUUGCCUUGUGGUUGGUUUCAGCAUGGCUGCCGAAGGUGAAUUUGCCUUUGUCAUUGCCGUCUUUGCUGUGUCCAAUGGCAUGAUCGAUCAAGAAUUGUACGCCGCCGUAGUCCUAGCGGUCUUGGCCAGUACCAUUGUUGCUCCCUUCUGCCUGGAAACCAGCAUUUCCUACUUCAACAAAAAGGCCGAAACAGCCGUUCUCGGAGGCGGCCAGGACGAUCCCAACUCUCUUCUAGAAAAGGGCAUCCGCGAACGAACUGCCGUCUUUUACACCAUUCAGACCAAGAGUCAGCCAGGCUGGGGGUUGCAGACGACAAUUGUGGAAGAGUUAACAAAGCUCAAUCUGGAUGUCAUUGACCAUCGUUCCUGGCAUCCUCGUCAAUCCGCAGAUCAGCAAGUCACUCUGGUCAAUGAAGUGUAUGUCAAGGAUGAUGACCUUACAGCCGGGAACAUCGAUGACACGGAAGCCCAGAGACGAAUCGAAGACAGAGAAAGUAGUAUUGCCGACGGUCUUACCAGGGCGAUCAACCAGCCGAGUGCCGUGGUCAAGGUCCAACGUUGGUAUCCUGAGAUUGAUGAUGGCACCGACAAGAGCAUUAGUGAACAUGUGUUGCAAGCCACUUCCAAAGCCUUUGACAUGUCCAUGAGGGAGCACGGAGGACAACCUGCACCAACCGCGUCGCAUGCUCCUCCUGUCCAGGACAUUUACGAACGAAUGGACGGUGAAUACAUGGGCACUACUAGCCACGUAAUGAACAUCAGGCGUAUGAAGCAAAUCAAGCAUCUCGAUGCCAUGUUCAAGGGUCGGUUGGAAGGUCUGUUCCGACGCGACACUCCCGCUAUCCGUCGGGUUCAUACCAUGACUACAGAUGAUGGCGGUGCCAUUGAGCUGUUGGAUACACGCGGUGUCAGUACCGGGCGACGGGAACAGCGUGAACGUUACGAUGUCCAUGGCAUGGAAUACUAAAUGAGACGAAUGUUUAGAUCGAAUGCAGUGGUGAGGUGGUUGUGACCCAUCUAAUACAUAUCUAUGAACGGUUCUUCCUGUUUCCUUACAAGGGGAGAAAUUGAAAGCAGAUUAUUGUUGUGUAGUAUAUAAAGAAUAAAGAAGCUUAAUUGACUGUUUU
Messenger RNA from Seminavis robusta, 2454 nucleotides. The record is from the annotation of a GenBank genome assembly. NCBI's taxonomy places the organism in Eukaryota, Bacillariophyta, Bacillariophyceae, Naviculales, Naviculaceae.